UCGCUCCGAACCUCUCCUCUGCUCUUCGCUGUACGCUAUAUAGCCACAGAACAAGAAGCUAUUCUUAACAUCUGUACUCUUCCACACGGGUAGAAAAAAGACGGACAGGUAGAGAGAGACACAGAGAGAGAGGGAAGAGACUCAAAAACCAAACCCAAAUCAAGGGUUAUCCCUGACAAUGGGGUGUUGGUUUUGAUCUUCAAAAACAAAACCAACCCUAUAGAUCGCAAAGAAAGGCUCUUUUCUUUUCGCUUCUUGAAAGGGGUUUUCUUGAUUUAAUUUGUUUGUCUCUGUUAUCAAAUCUCUCUGUUCUAUAUAUUUUUUCACUUGGGAUUCUUUAUACAUAGAGAUAUAUAUAUAUAUUUUUCUUGUUUUCGAUUCGAAUAUUCUACCAAAAAUGGAGGACAAGAAGAAGUACAUCACCACCGACGAGCUCAUGGAGCAUAACAGGCCAGGGGACUUAUGGAUCUCUAUUCAGGGUAAGGUUUACAAUGUCUCUGAUUGGGUUAAGGAUCACCCUGGUGGCGACGCUCCUCUCCUCAAUCUGGCUGGCCAGGAUGUCACCGACGCUUUCACGGCGUAUCAUCCUGGAACGGCAUGGAAAUACCUAGACCAGUUCUUCACUGGGUAUUACCUCAAGGAUUUCAAGGUCUCCGAGGUGUCCAGGGAUUACAGAAAGCUUGCCUCUGAGUUUGCGAAACAGGGUUUGUUUGAGAAGAAAGGGCACGGGACUCUGUACUCCCUUUUAUCCGUUGCUUUCAUGCUUUCCCUUGUUGUUUAUGGUGUUCUGAGGUCCGAGAGCGUUUUGGUUCAUUUAUUUUGUGGUAUGUUGUUGGGUUUCCUCUGGGUGCAGAGUGCAUAUAUAGGUCAUGAUUCUGGGCAUUACCAAGUAAUGUCAAGCCCCGGAUACAACAAAGUUGCGCAGAUCCUUGCUGGGAACUGCUUAACUGGUAUCAGCAUUGCUUGGUGGAAAUGGACGCAUAAUGCCCACCACAUUGCCUGCAAUAGCCUCGAUCACGAUCCCGAUCUCCAACACAUUCCCGUCUUUGCCGUCUCCACAAAAUUCUUUCAUUCCAUGACAUCCUCCUUUUAUGGAAGAAAGCUGGAUUUUGACCCUCUGGCUAGAUUCCUAGUCAGCUACCAGCACUACACAUUUUAUCCUGUUAUGUGUGUUGGAAGGGUCAACUUGUUCAUCCAGACAUUCUUGUUAUUGUUUUCUAGGAGAAAGAUCCCUCAGAGAGCACUAAACAUUUUUGGGAUUCUUGUAUUCUGGACCUGGUUUCCUCUCCUGGUGUCAUGCCUACCCAAUUGGCCAGAAAGAGUGAUGUUCGUGGUGGCCAGUUUUGUUGUAACAGCAAUCCAACACAUUCAGUUCUGUCUGAACCAUUUCUCUGCUAAUGUCUAUGUCGGACCACCUAGUGGGAAUGAUUGGUUUGAGAAGCAGACGGGAGGGACUCUGGAUAUUGCUUGCUCGUCUUGGAUGGAUUGGUUCUUUGGCGGAUUGCAGUUCCAGCUCGAGCACCAUUUGUUCCCACGAUUACCUCGGGGCCAGCUGAGGAGUAUCUCUCCUAUUGUGCAGGAUUUAUGCAAAAAACACAACUUGCCUUACAGGAGCUUGCCCUUCUGGGCGGCCAACAUUUCCACCAUUAGGACACUCAGGACCGCCGCCUUCCAAGCUCGCGACUUCACCGGCCCUGUCCCCAAGAACUUGGUUUGGGAGGCUGUCAACACUCAUGGCUGAGUAUACUAACUACUAAUUUUCCCUUUCUUUUUUGAUAUUUCCAUAAAACUCUCAUGGGUUGCCAGCUUGGGGUUGUUAGGACGAUUGUUUAUUCCAAGAGUGAUAUCAUGUCUCACAUACUAUGCUUCGUUUUUUUGAGAUCCAGAUUCGUUUUUCCUUUUCUGAAGUAUAACAUUGGAUGUUUUGACCUCCA
Messenger RNA from Juglans microcarpa x Juglans regia, 1934 nucleotides. Its product is annotated as delta(8)-fatty-acid desaturase 2-like. The coding region runs from base 398 to 1741 and encodes 447 amino acids. The transcript has a single exon. Gene Ontology annotation, molecular function: oxidoreductase activity, acting on paired donors, with oxidation of a pair of donors resulting in the reduction of molecular oxygen to two molecules of water. Gene Ontology annotation, cellular component: membrane. Gene Ontology annotation, biological process: lipid metabolic process. The record is from RefSeq and is a predicted model, not a curated record. Lineage: Eukaryota; Viridiplantae; Streptophyta; Magnoliopsida; Fagales; Juglandaceae.